ACACAUUCACAACCAUGGGUCUCCGAGACGCGCUGAGGAAAAAGGACGCCAUAAACCAUGACCAACAGGGCCCCGAGAUCUUCGUCCGCGCCGACUCCGACUCCGUCACGCAGCAGUUCGCCACGGUGCCGCCGCCGCCGCCGGACCAAGAGCAAGGACUCGACACGCCGGGCUUCAACGACGCCCUGCUGUCGCCCGCCGCGUCCACCGGCGGCGGCGGCGGCGAGCAGGGCCGCAAGUCCCGGCGCAGCUUCGACUUCUUCCACUCGUCCGACCAGCCGCGGAGCCCCUCGGCGUCCUCGGCCACCAGCCAGACCAAGAAGGGGAGCACGGCCAGGCGCCUGUCGCACCGCCUGCACCUGAGCCGCUCCCCCGAGACGUCGGAGCACGUGCCGCAGAACCUGCCCGAGAUCGUCGUGCCCGGCAGCGGCGACGGCGACCGGGAGGCCGAGGAGCUGCAGUGGGAGAAGAGGGCCACGAUGCUGGCCCAGAACGACGGCGCUGCUGCUGCUGCCCGCAGCCGCAGCGCGUCCACGCACUCUGCCACCGCCCCGGUCUCGUCCAAGCAGAUCGAUGCCGACAUCCAGGAGGCCAUCCGCCUGCAUGAGGAGGGGAACUUUGCCGAGGCCACCAAGAUGUUUGGGCGCCUUGCAGACGAGAAUGGCGCCAACAACCCGCUGAGCCAGGUUCUCUAUGGACUGGCCCUCAGGCACGGCUGGGGCUGCACGCCAGAUCCUGGGCGAGCGGUCCACUAUCUAACGGCAGCGGCCUCGAACGCUGCAGCCGUCGAGGAAAUGGCCAUCCAGGCCGGUCUGAAGAAGGGAGGGGCGGCAAAGGGAGAGCUGGUUCUGGCCAUCUUCGAGCUUGCCAAUUGCUUCCGCCACGGCUGGGGCAUCGACAAGGACCCAAUCGCCGCGAAGCAGUACUAUGAGACAGCGGCAAACUUGGGUGAUACUGACGCCAUGAACGAGGUUGCUUGGUGCUACCUGGAGGGCUACGGCUGCAAGAAGGACAAGUACACUGCAGCCCAGUACUAUCGACUGGCUGAGAAGGCAGGCAACAAGACCCUAGGAAACACAUGGAUAUGGAAGGAAAAGUACGACCCAGGCAAAGGCAGGAAAAAAUAG
This is a messenger RNA of Trichoderma citrinoviride, 1127 nucleotides long. Its product is annotated as HCP-like protein. NCBI's taxonomy places the organism in Eukaryota, Fungi, Ascomycota, Sordariomycetes, Hypocreales, Hypocreaceae. The transcript is spliced from 6 exons. Gene Ontology annotation, molecular function: protein binding. Bases 15 to 1127 code for a protein of 370 amino acids. The record is from RefSeq and is a predicted model, not a curated record.